Messenger RNA from Cydia pomonella (codling moth), 658 nucleotides. RefSeq lists its product as uncharacterized. The transcript is spliced from 3 exons. The record is from RefSeq and is a predicted model, not a curated record. NCBI's taxonomy places the organism in Eukaryota, Metazoa, Arthropoda, Insecta, Lepidoptera, Tortricidae. Bases 92 to 634 code for a protein of 180 amino acids. Gene Ontology annotation, biological process: positive regulation of voltage-gated potassium channel activity; regulation of synaptic transmission, cholinergic; sleep.
UAAACUUGACAAGCAUUUAUGAAUAGGUAACGUCAUAAAGAGUAUAAAUUCUAUAGAGCACAACAAUUAUGCUAAUAGAUUCAUAUACUAUAUGGUGAGGACCUACUUACAGUCAAAUGUCAAAAGUUUGAGCUAUGCAAAAAUUUCGGGUAAAAUUUUCAUCACAUUUGUCGAAAUGUGGAGCACCCAGUGCGUUGUGCUGCUGACCGUGGCGGGCGCCGCGGCGGGCCUGUACUGCUACAACUGCUCGGAGACGCAGCACGAGACCAACCAGUGCGGCGGCAGCUUCGGCACGGGCACCAUCUGGUUCAAUGCUUCCAGGCUGCGAUUGGCUACAUGCACUGGAGAAAACGCCAUGUGCUUCGUUCGCUCCUGGUCUGCGCGCGCUAAACACGCGUGGCUGGUGCAGCGCGGCUGUUACAAGUCUAGCCCAGACGACCCACUGCCGCGCACCGUGCGCAGCCCCACUAGGGCCAUGUCAUGUAAACGAGAGAGGUACAAAGACGCCGAAUACAAAGUUUGCCUCUGCCAAGCGGACUGGUGCAACUCUGCGAAGUGGGACAUGCAUACGCCACUCCAUGUGAGCGCCUUGGUCGGGUUAGCGAAUGUAUUGCGCUGUUUAUAUCUGCCAUAAUCAUUAAAUUAAUACAGAUUACGA